GGGCAGCGGAGGGGGGGCUCGCAGGGAGAGACCUCGGGGCUCCGAGUCCGCCGGCCGCUGCCGCUGUGACCUCCGGUCGCCGCACUAAGGGACUGAAGUGAGUGCAACGCGCGUGGGCAUACAGAGUUGCAAAGGAAAGAAUUCCACUCGAGAUUCUGGCUGUAAAAGGCAGGACACUUUUGUGAGAGACACUUGAGUCAAAAGAAGAAACUGCAGCUGAAGCUCGUAUCUUCUCAGGUUCCAUAUGUGGGUGCUGGGGUGUGGGCCGAGCAGGGCUGCACUGCAGGGUGUGCGGUGGCGCUGACCCGAUGGAGCAGGCAAGCUGCUUCCUAAAAGUUGUCACCAUCAACUGCAUUUGCCAGAAGAGAAAGUGGACUUCUGGAGACAAGCUUGUGUUCUUUCCUCCAAUGGCCCAAAUGGGAUCUCCGAACAAAAUGAAUUUCAUUACAAGGCUUUCUGCUUUGUGUCUGAGAAAAAAAAACAAUAUGCAGCAAAGGUACCAGAGUAGUCGACGGCCAGCUGUUCCACUUGGAUCACGGAUUUUAACAGACCCUUCUAAAGUUUUUGAGCAUAACAUGUGGGACCAUAUGCAAUGGUCACAGGAAGAGGAGGAGCAUGCCAAGGAAAAAGCAGCAGAGAACUCACUUGUGAAAGUCCAUUUGGAAGACCAAGAUAAGUAUGAGAGAGAAGCCAGUAAGUAUUGGAAUGAAUUUUACAAGACUCACAAAAAUAACUUCUUCAAGGAUCGCAAUUGGUUGUUUUUGGAAUUUCCAGAAAUUCUUCCAGAAAAAAUGAGAGAACAGUUGAAAAUAGAGGGAAGACCUUCAGAACUCACAAAAAUAAAUAUUACCAACAGUUUUUCACAGGAGAAGGAGAUGUUUGAGGAAGGAGAAAAAUAUUGGAAGAAAAAUACUGGAGAUGAUUCCACUUCUGAAAAAGGAUAUAAUAAAAAACAACCAAAAUGUAUUGCUGACAGGCCUUGGGGUAAAAGCAACGAGGAAGAAGUUAAUGUGCUAGAAUCCUUCCCUGGUAGUGAUGCCACUUACAGAAUAUUAGAGGUUGGUUGUGGUGCUGGAAAUAGUGUAUUUCCUAUUUUGAAAGUUCUGUGCAAUACACCUGGAACCUUUCUGUACUGUUGUGAUUUUGCUUCAGGAGCAGUGGAGCUCGUAAAGUCACAUUCGUCCUACAAUUCAGCCUGGUGUUCUGCCUUUGUUCAUGAUGUGUGUGAUGAUGCUUUACCCUAUCCUUUUCCAGAUGAGAUCCUGGAUGUCAUUCUCCUUGUCUUUGUGCUCUCAACUAUUCAUCCUGACAGGAUAUUGCUCCUUCCUGUUUGUUCGGAGAUGAGCACAUGAGUCAUGCAAAGCCUGGAUCCAGAUUUCAGAAACAAUUCAAGCAGUAGAUUUCAGAUCUCUGUAUCUGCAAUGAUGCUGCCAGGAAAAAUUGGACAAUAGAGGCUCAUUCAUUCAGUCAUUUAGUCUGUAAAAGCAGUAAUAAGAUGUUCUCUCAGAAUUUCAGUGUUUUCUUGCCCAUUGUUUGAGUAUGACUGUGUUUAUUUUUUUCUCCCUAUGUCUGUAUCCAAAGGCUGAUAUAGAUGUUUUUGCAUACAUAUAUACACAUACUCAAAUAUAUGUACCCAUAAAAAAUUCCAUGUAAUUAUCUGUCUGAUAAGAUCCGCUUUCCAAAAACUUGUUAGACAUUGCAAUCUCAAAGAACUGAAGUGACUGCAUGAAGAUGAAUAUAAUCCAGAUCUUUUUUGUUUACAUUUUUUAUGGAAAUGUUGAAAGUAGGAGAAGAAAAGGAAAACCAAGAGAAUGAUGCUGCAGAACUUAGGUUCUUUGGAGACCUGAAAAACAUAUGUGAGAGACACAUUUGUGUUUACCACAACUGUUACUUAAUGACUUCUCUAUAGCUCAUGUGUUUAGUUUUUGGUAAUUGCUCCAUUCAUACCUCAUAGGUAACACACUUCAUUUCUGCUACGAGUCACCACUAAAAGUUGGUCAAAGAAUUUGAUGAAGUGGGAAUUUGAAAGAAUGUGAAUUAAUGUGAUCCAGUCCUACUAGAUCAGAUCUAGCCCUAUCAGAUCUGAUUUCUCCAAGUGCUUUCAUUUUUUAUGUAUUUACACUUCUUCUGUGCGCACAGAACUUACACUUACAUAGACAGUCCGUUGUUCUGUGCAGUUACCUGUCAUGAAUGGUCAUUUUUUCUUAGGUUGUGCUGCCUGUUCUGUCUUUUGCGGUAUACGUGACUGCCUGUGUUGAGCACUAGCAAAGAGGAGAACUAUUAAAGCGUUUGAUUUCCUUUGAGGAAAUAUGUGCUCAAAAAGUGUAUGGUUGUUUUAUUUAUUGAGAUACGCUGCUGUUUUCUGCUGAACUACCUCCUAAUCAUAUCUCUUAAAAAUCAAGGCAGGAUAUCUGCACCGCAGUUGCAUAAGGACCAAAAUGUGCUAGUGGUUGCAUUUUGAAGGGGUAGGCUACCUGAGAAACAGGCAUAGUAUAAGGAUUUCCUAUUAGUAGGCAGUAAUAGUAUGCUGAUUUUGCAUAGUUAAGGACGACUAGCUCUUCUUCAUUUCUUUUAAGAUGUGAAUAGAAAAGCACCGUGCCUUUCUUAUCCAUUCAUUUACCAUUCUCUCUGACUCCAUGUCUUCUUUGUGAUCUGUCUGUAUCCAUGUGGAAAGAAGGGUUGAGUUAGUCACAUGGACUUUUCUACCUUGCAGCCUGCAAAGUGAAAACUGCCUUUUUUGGUCUAUCAUAAAUGUGGAAAACAUGAUUUCCACGUUCAUGAAAUGUUCUGAAAGAGUGAGGCAAACUCAAGGCAUAAUUCAUUAGUAAUAGAUUUUGCUGAGUAAUGCAAAUAUAAAGACGUGCCAAUGUCUAGUGUCACUAGACAAGUGACACAAGUGUCACACAAAAUGACACAAAAGUGACAUUUGUGUCACUUGUCUAGUGAAAGAGCACUGUGUGUGGUACUUACUCCUAUCGUAUGCAUGGCUAGCUGAUGUGAUCUUGGUAAGGAAGAGCUGAUCUUAGAUAUGAUCAAGACUCACAAAUGUGUCAGCAUUUUGGAGGAUGCAGACUUUCUCCUCUAAUUUGCAAAAUCUUUGGAUAGAGUCCUACUGAAUUCCUCUCCUGAGCUACUACUCUUGUUUUCUUUACAUUCUCUGGCAUUAGAUAUUAAGAUACUGUGUGCAUGAUCAAUACCUCAAUAGAGAAAUCAAUUCUUAUCAGCCUUCCAUGCCCUUGCUUUUACUGUGCACUGUAAAGAGGCUUAGUCUAGUUCACCAAUGCCCAUAGCUAACUGUUCAUUGUCAUAUGUAUAUGCCUGACUCAUAUGACAUAUAUUUGGAAACUGUGUUUUAAUCUAUACUUGAGAUUCUAUUGAAGCAAAGGCCAGGGAUUUCUUUUUUUUUUUUUUGAGUUUGCAUUCUCUGAUAAUAUUUUCAUAUAAAUGGUUUUUUUGUUGGUAGUUGGUGUUUUUGUCUGUUUGUUUUUGUUUUUUUCUGAUUGUUUUUGUAAAGAGUUCUUCCUGUUUGCUAAUGUUUGGCAUUUUUGUAGUAAAUAUAUAGAUACUCCUCAGUAUAGUGUCAGAAAUCUGUGUAUUUUCCAAGUAUCUAGGAAAAAAAACCACAACAGUGACAUUGUCAGAUUUCUCUGAUCUCAUCUAUUU
This is a messenger RNA of Gallus gallus (chicken), 3663 nucleotides long. It is a transcript of the gene METTL8, whose product is annotated as methyltransferase like 8. Gene Ontology annotation, molecular function: tRNA (cytidine-N3)-methyltransferase activity. The record is from RefSeq and is a predicted model, not a curated record. The transcript has 9 exons. Bases 309 to 1352 code for a protein of 347 amino acids. NCBI's taxonomy places the organism in Eukaryota, Metazoa, Chordata, Aves, Galliformes, Phasianidae.